Molecule: messenger RNA, 3162 nt
Organism: Homo sapiens (human)
Lineage: Eukaryota; Metazoa; Chordata; Mammalia; Primates; Hominidae
Gene: VIPR1
Product: vasoactive intestinal peptide receptor 1
Exons: 14
Coding region: 625-1875 (416 amino acids)
Biological process (GO): G protein-coupled receptor signaling pathway; adenylate cyclase-activating G protein-coupled receptor signaling pathway; cell surface receptor signaling pathway
Cellular component (GO): membrane; plasma membrane
Molecular function (GO): G protein-coupled receptor activity; transmembrane signaling receptor activity; vasoactive intestinal polypeptide receptor activity
Source: RefSeq, marked reviewed
AUUUUCCCAGCUUACUAGUGGAAAAGCAGCUUCUUUCCCACAGUUCCAGCAAAAGCCCCAGGGCUGAUGCUCAUUGGCCCAGGUUGGGGCAUGUGACCAUUGGCAAGACUCCCAUUGGCCAGGCCUGGGGCAGGUGCUCACUACUGGAGCCAGAGCGGAGUAUAAGCCCUACCCAAUCACUGAACUACGUGGGUCAAGAGUAAAGGAGCUGUGGCUUCCCCCCAAUCAGAAGGGCACUGGAUGAUGGAUGAACUCUGUGUGGUGCGUCUUCACACUGACACCAGGAGGAUAAGGAAGUGACUCCCUCAGCUGAGUGGCUGGCAUGUGCCAGGCUAGAGCAGCUUGGCUAUGGCAGAACAUCCAGCCCCACCGUGUGGACGGCAGAGAUGAGGAAACUGGUGUGGGGUUGCCGGGGCCAGCAACCACUUUUCUAAAGCCAAAGACGCAGAAGGUGCUGCCAGUCCAACGCUUCCUCCAUGGAGGCCUUCACCCACCCACACCCAUCUAAGAGUUCCCAAGACCUGUUUUUUCUGGCUAUUCCUAGACAGCCAUCACCCCCACUCACAUGUCUUCCACAAGGGCGGCCAGGCGGCCAGGCUGCAGGAGGAGUGUGACUAUGUGCAGAUGAUCGAGGUGCAGCACAAGCAGUGCCUGGAGGAGGCCCAGCUGGAGAAUGAGACAAUAGGCUGCAGCAAGAUGUGGGACAACCUCACCUGCUGGCCAGCCACCCCUCGGGGCCAGGUAGUUGUCUUGGCCUGUCCCCUCAUCUUCAAGCUCUUCUCCUCCAUUCAAGGCCGCAAUGUAAGCCGCAGCUGCACCGACGAAGGCUGGACGCACCUGGAGCCUGGCCCGUACCCCAUUGCCUGUGGUUUGGAUGACAAGGCAGCGAGUUUGGAUGAGCAGCAGACCAUGUUCUACGGUUCUGUGAAGACCGGCUACACCAUUGGCUACGGCCUGUCCCUCGCCACCCUUCUGGUCGCCACAGCUAUCCUGAGCCUGUUCAGGAAGCUCCACUGCACGCGGAACUACAUCCACAUGCACCUCUUCAUAUCCUUCAUCCUGAGGGCUGCCGCUGUCUUCAUCAAAGACUUGGCCCUCUUCGACAGCGGGGAGUCGGACCAGUGCUCCGAGGGCUCGGUGGGCUGUAAGGCAGCCAUGGUCUUUUUCCAAUAUUGUGUCAUGGCUAACUUCUUCUGGCUGCUGGUGGAGGGCCUCUACCUGUACACCCUGCUUGCCGUCUCCUUCUUCUCUGAGCGGAAGUACUUCUGGGGGUACAUACUCAUCGGCUGGGGGGUACCCAGCACAUUCACCAUGGUGUGGACCAUCGCCAGGAUCCAUUUUGAGGAUUAUGGGUGCUGGGACACCAUCAACUCCUCACUGUGGUGGAUCAUAAAGGGCCCCAUCCUCACCUCCAUCUUGGUAAACUUCAUCCUGUUUAUUUGCAUCAUCCGAAUCCUGCUUCAGAAACUGCGGCCCCCAGAUAUCAGGAAGAGUGACAGCAGUCCAUACUCAAGGCUAGCCAGGUCCACACUCCUGCUGAUCCCCCUGUUUGGAGUACACUACAUCAUGUUCGCCUUCUUUCCGGACAAUUUUAAGCCUGAAGUGAAGAUGGUCUUUGAGCUCGUCGUGGGGUCUUUCCAGGGUUUUGUGGUGGCUAUCCUCUACUGCUUCCUCAAUGGUGAGGUGCAGGCGGAGCUGAGGCGGAAGUGGCGGCGCUGGCACCUGCAGGGCGUCCUGGGCUGGAACCCCAAAUACCGGCACCCGUCGGGAGGCAGCAACGGCGCCACGUGCAGCACGCAGGUUUCCAUGCUGACCCGCGUCAGCCCAGGUGCCCGCCGCUCCUCCAGCUUCCAAGCCGAAGUCUCCCUGGUCUGACCACCAGGAUCCCAGGGGCCCAAGGCGGCCCCUCCCGCCCCUUCCCACUCACCCCGGCAGACGCCGGGGACAGAGGCCUGCCCGGGCGCGGCCAGCCCCGGCCCUGGGCUCGGAGGCUGCCCCCGGCCCCCUGGUCUCUGGUCCGGACACUCCUAGAGAACGCAGCCCUAGAGCCUGCCUGGAGCGUUUCUAGCAAGUGAGAGAGAUGGGAGCUCCUCUCCUGGAGGAUUGCAGGUGGAACUCAGUCAUUAGACUCCUCCUCCAAAGGCCCCCUACGCCAAUCAAGGGCAAAAAGUCUACAUACUUUCAUCCUGACUCUGCCCCCUGCUGGCUCUUCUGCCCAAUUGGAGGAAAGCAACCGGUGGAUCCUCAAACAACACUGGUGUGACCUGAGGGCAGAAAGGUUCUGCCCGGGAAGGUCACCAGCACCAACACCACGGUAGUGCCUGAAAUUUCACCAUUGCUGUCAAGUUCCUUUGGGUUAAGCAUUACCACUCAGGCAUUUGACUGAAGAUGCAGCUCACUACCCUAUUCUCUCUUUACGCUUAGUUAUCAGCUUUUUAAAGUGGGUUAUUCUGGAGUUUUUGUUUGGAGAGCACACCUAUCUUAGUGGUUCCCCACCGAAGUGGACUGGCCCCUGGGUCAGUCUGGUGGGAGGACGGUGCAACCCAAGGACUGAGGGACUCUGAAGCCUCUGGGAAAUGAGAAGGCAGCCACCAGCGAAUGCUAGGUCUCGGACUAAGCCUACCUGCUCUCCAAGUCUCAGUGGCUUCAUCUGUCAAGUGGGAUCUGUCACACCAGCCAUACUUAUCUCUCUGUGCUGUGGAAGCAACAGGAAUCAAGAGCUGCCCUCCUUGUCCACCCACCUAUGUGCCAACUGUUGUAACUAGGCUCAGAGAUGUGCACCCAUGGGCUCUGACAGAAAGCAGAUACCUCACCCUGCUACACAUACAGGAUUUGAACUCAGAUCUGUCUGAUAGGAAUGUGAAAGCACGGACUCUUACUGCUAACUUUUGUGUAUCGUAACCAGCCAGAUCCUCUUGGUUAUUUGUUUACCACUUGUAUUAUUAAUGCCAUUAUCCCUGAAUCCCCCUUGCCACCCCACCCUCCCUGGAGUGUGGCUGAGGAGGCCUCCAUCUCAUGUAUCAUCUGGAUAGGAGCCUGCUGGUCACAGCCUCCUCUGUCUGCCCUUCACCCCAGUGGCCACUCAGCUUCCUACCCACACCUCUGCCAGAAGAUCCCCUCAGGACUGCAACAGGCUUGUGCAACAAUAAAUGUUGGCUUGGA